Messenger RNA from Pelmatolapia mariae (spotted tilapia), 1201 nucleotides. RefSeq names its product presenilin associated, rhomboid-like a (gene parla). The transcript has 10 exons. The record is from RefSeq and is a predicted model, not a curated record. Lineage: Eukaryota; Metazoa; Chordata; Actinopteri; Cichliformes; Cichlidae. Gene Ontology annotation, cellular component: membrane. Gene Ontology annotation, molecular function: serine-type endopeptidase activity. Bases 28 to 1191 code for a protein of 387 amino acids.
GGCUUGAAGCGGAAGGUCAACACAAUCAUGGCGUGGAGAGGAUACGCGAUAAAAUGGGCCAAAACAGAGUUCGUGAGAUCCCAGAACACCACUCCACGAAGCUCCAGUCUUAACCCCUACAACCAGCAGAGGUGUGGAUUUCGUCGGGAGGCCAAAAGGCCAGACAUAAAGAAAAAAAAUGCCACGCAGGAAACAAACACCUCAGCCACUGAGGCUGGCACCCCGGUGCCCCAGCCUCCUCCUAAAGUCCCCAGGCCGACACUUUUCACACCGCUGAUGUUCACAGUAGGGUUUACAGGCUGCUCCUUUGGUGCGGCGGCCAUUCUCCAGUAUGAGAGUCUAAAGUCAAGACUUCAGACUGCAAAAGAUGAAGAGAAGUCAGAAAAAGACAUGCAGGGCACCCAGGACAUGGCAUACUGGCACGACUGGUGGAACCAGCUGUCCAGCUUCCAGCGACAGCUCAUUCUCCUGGUGUCCAUGGUGGAUGACUUCUGGAACAGUUUCACAGAGGGACAGAAGACUGUCAUUGGUAUUAUCGCACUAAAUGCCGCAGUCCUCUGCUGUUGGCGGAUCCCUUCAAUGCAGAGAAGUAUGCUUAAGUACUUCACGUCCAACCCAGCCUCCAAAACACGCUGUCUUCCCAUGGCCCUGUCCUCCUUCAGUCACUACUCCAUCAUCCACAUGGUGGCUAACAUGUAUGUCCUAUGGAUAUUCUCCUCAGGGAUCGUCUCUCUUUUGGGGAAAGAGCAGUUUCUUGCAGUUUACCUGUCUGCUGGUGUGGUUUCCACUAUGGUCAGUUACACAUGUAAGGCAGCCACCGGGCGUCUCUAUCCAUCAUUAGGGGCGUCCGGCGCCGUCAUGGCAGUGCUCGCUGCUAUCUGCUCUAAGAUGCCAGAGGCCAAGCUCGGCAUAAUCUUCCUUCCCAUGGUCACUUUCACAGCAGGAACAGCUCUGAAAGCGCUAGUUGCCAUUGAUACAGCAGGACUUCUGUUGGGAUGGCGGCUGUUUGACCAUGCAGCUCACCUUGGCGGAGCCCUCUUUGGAGUGUGGUAUGUGGCAUAUGGUCAUAAACUCAUCUGGAGGAAGAGGGAGCCCCUUGUGAAGUUGUGGCAUGACAUUCGUUCACCAGGCAGCCGAGGUUCCAGGCCUGGACGUGGACCCGGGGGUGGUGGUGGUGGACCAACAUCAUAAGUCCCUGAAA